AUGGGUCCUCUCGCCAAAGCCCUCAACAUUCUUCAAGAUGAGACAGAUGUUCAGAUGGGAUGGCUUCUGCCAACUCUGACGCUCCUCAUCAAUAAGCUUGAACGAAUCCACAUAAAUUCCAGGUACUGCAAACCUUUGGUGGAUGCAGUCCUAGAGGGACUACAAAAGCGCUUUAAAGACAUGAUGGCAGAACCAGAGUUUAUUGCUGCUGCCAUCCUGCUCCCAAAAUUUAAAACAGCGUGGACAUCUGAUGAGAACCUAUUAAACCUAGGACUUGCCUACAUCAAGGACCAUCUGGAGGAAGAACGUCCACAUCAGUCACCAGGCAAUGGAUCAAGUGCUUCAGAUGACGAUGACUUCUUUUCAAGCAUGAAAAAAACUCAUGGGCAGGAAAGUGUUAAACAGCUAGAAGGGUACCUUGCCUCUAAAGUAGACAACAAAGAGAUACUGCAAUCUUAUCCUGCGGUUUGCAAAUUGUCUCUUAAAAUCAACACUGCCUUACCAGCUUCUGCUGCAUGCGAACGUCUCUUUAGCACUGCUGGACUGAUUUUCAGCCCAAGAAGGGCAAGAUUGGAUGCCAGAAAUUUUGAAAAUCAGCUCCUUCUCAAACUUAACAAAAAAUAUUUUAGCUUUAGGUAG
Molecule: messenger RNA, 639 nt
Organism: Labeo rohita (rohu)
Lineage: Eukaryota; Metazoa; Chordata; Actinopteri; Cypriniformes; Cyprinidae
Exons: 3
Coding region: 1-639 (212 amino acids)
Molecular function (GO): protein dimerization activity
Source: RefSeq, a predicted model, not a curated record